This is a messenger RNA of Neltuma alba, 1864 nucleotides long. RefSeq lists its product as uncharacterized. The transcript is spliced from 5 exons. Bases 270 to 1490 code for a protein of 406 amino acids. The record is from RefSeq and is a predicted model, not a curated record. NCBI's taxonomy places the organism in Eukaryota, Viridiplantae, Streptophyta, Magnoliopsida, Fabales, Fabaceae.
CCUCUCGGAUCCAUCCCUCCCUCUCUCUUCUCUGCGUCUUUUGCUUUUUGGCUGUGAUGGGGCCCUGUGACUCUGCAUAUCCUGCAUGCCAGGCCUCUGCUCCUUGUUAUUAUUAAAUCUUCACCAAGCAGCAAUCCUCCUUCAUCAUUUUCCGCGUUCCAUUUGCGCACUCGAAAUUUCCUCCUUGAUUUUUCUCUUCUCUCAAACUGUCUUCCUCUCUCUAGUCGCUUCGAGUAUUCUGAUUCCUGCUAAUCCUCUACUGUUUGAUCAUGGCCGAGAAUUUGGACGACGGUGAGUUCUGGCUGCCCCCGCAGAUCCUCGCCGACGAUGACUUAGUUAUGGAGAAGCAUGGCUGUUUCGGCAAGCCAAAGAACAACGACGCCGAACCUUUUCAGACUCUGUUCCCUUCCGAGUUCCCGUACGGAUAUGUGUCCCGUGGAGUUCCUUCUAACUUCAGUUCUCCGGUGGAGUCUGUGGUAGGCUCAAGCGAAACGGAGAGCGAUGAGGAAGAACAUAUGGUGGCGUUAACUCGGCGUAUGGCUUAUUCCACCCUCGAUUUGGAGUCGGAGUUCGGCCCCGGUCUUGACAAAUCCAAGGGUAUGUUUGUAUCUGGUUCGCCUAAAUCCACUCUGUGCACAUUCGGGAGUGAGUGCGGAUGCCGAAAAGGUUCUUCUAGCCAUGGUAGCCCCACUAGUGCUUAUCAGGUAUCGUCUCCAGGGGCAACGUGGGAUCUACUACGCGCAGCCGUUGGGGAAGUGGAGAAGAUGAAGAUGAAUGAAGCUGGCUAUGAUUUUAACCAUCAAAGAGGGCUCUUGGGACCUCCUUCCAGAAAGCCCUCUCCCGUGAACUUACCUGUGAAGAACUUCAAUCCUGAUGUUGGAUUUUACAACCAAACAGGGCUUUCUCACCAGCAAUUGCAGAUAGCUCAAUUUCAGAUGCUGAGGCAGCAACAGAUGGCAAAAGUGGCUUCUGAAAGUGUGCUUAACCAACAGAGGCAGAGUAAGCAAGCGUUCUCAAACAGAGAAGUGAGGAGUAGCGAGGUUGUUGGUGGCGGCAGAAACACCGGUCGGCCUGUUGGUUUGUCUUCAUCGGUAUGGCCUUCGCUGCUGCCGGCGAAGCAGCAGCAGAUUGGGUCUGGAAUGAGAGCCGUUUUUCUUGAGAACCCUGCCGGUAAAAGGGAAAGUGCUGGAACCGGUGUCUUCUUGCCUCGUCGUGUUGACAAUCCUGCGGAAUCACGAAGGAAGCCAGCUUGUUCGACUGUGCUUGUUCCGGCUAGAGUUAUGCAGGCCCUGAAUCUAAAGUUCGACGAGGUGAUUGGAGGCCAGCCUCCAUAUCAAGCUCGUUUUAAUGGUUGUUCCCCCAUGGACAGUGAUGCGCAUGUCCCGAAGGUUCGUAAUAACCAUAACCUUCCUCAACAGAGUGGCUACCUUCGGCCACAGCAGCGGUCAGCGAGCAACGAGAUCCGACUUCCCCCAGAAUGGUCUUACUAAUCUGAACUGAACUGGCUUUAGUGGUUUGCUGUAGGAACUAAUUAAUUUUGGGUUAGGAAAGCGUCAUUAGGAAUUAGGUGUUUUAGAGAACAGAUAGUGUUAUAGAGAAGAAGAAAUAGCAUAAAAUAAAGGGUUCAGAAGGGUGUCUGGUUAAAGCUGAAGAGCACAGCAGUAGCUGCAGUGAUAGCAGUAACUUUUGUUCUUUUUGAUGGGCUCGGGGUAGUCAAAGGCGAGGACAAAAGCAGUGGAUGGUAUAAUAUGACUUCUGCCUUGUUUUGUUGUGCGGAUAAUAAGCAACUGGCAAGCCAAGCUAACGAAGCAGAUAAAGCCAGUUUUUUUUUUUUUAAUCUGAAGAUAAAGCCAGUUAGGAUUAA